Messenger RNA from Onthophagus taurus, 2496 nucleotides. Its product is annotated as cylicin-1-like. NCBI's taxonomy places the organism in Eukaryota, Metazoa, Arthropoda, Insecta, Coleoptera, Scarabaeidae. The record is from RefSeq and is a predicted model, not a curated record.
AAACACCCGUCAAAAACAUCAAAUCUCACGACAGAUUCAAGCAGAUUAAUUAAUCUGUCUACUGAUUAUGAAUCGCAAGAAGUAUCACCAUAAUACUUUAUAAGUGCGAGCUAUUAUGUUGCAACGUUUCAAAUGGUAACAAUCCACCAUAUUCUAGGAAUGUUCCUAAUAUUGACUCACCAUUCGUUGUCUUACCGAAUCCCACAUAGAAUUAAAGAUCCCGAUGACCCUUACAAUCAAGAUUACAUUUCUAAACUCAAAAUGUUACGUUUAUUAAAAUACGUGAAUCGAUUAAAUCAUGAAAAUAUCCUUGCUGAAUAUGAAGAUGAUGGUUAUCCGGAACAAAACACUAAAAAACCAGAAAAAUUUCGUUAUCAUUAUAAUAAAAAUAACAUGCAGCUACCUUCAAAUCUUAAUUACGAAAUAAUAAUUUCGGAGCCAAUCAAAAGAAAUGGAAUCCUUUUUGAUGAUGAUAAUAACAACAAUAAUAACAAAAUGAAAAGCUUAAAUUAUUACGAUCUCGACGAGUACGACGAAAACAAUGUGGGUUACGAUGACCUUAACUAUCAAAAAAUGUUCAAAAAUUAUAUCCAACGUAAUUCUGAUCAUCAACGUCAAAGGAAUGCGGUGUGUAAGAUAUGUAAAAGUAAACAACCUUGCCAAUGUCGUCAACACCCUUCUGCAAAAAAAAUCGAUACUUUAAAGAAUACCCCAAAACUAAAACCUUUAAAAUCAAGUAUUUUGUAUGAAUACUCAGAUGAAAAUGAUCUCCCUAAAAGUGAUUCCCCUCACAAUAAACAUAAACAAAAAGGUUUCCAACUAUUCAUGUUAAACGAUGAGGACGAACUUGCAUCAAGCUUCACUCAAGAUGAAAUGAGAACCACCAGAUUCAUAAAACAUUUUCAAUCUGAUGAUGAAGAUAGAAAUCAUAAAUAUCGUCGUUAUCAAGAAGGAAAUAAACAACGAAAGUAUGAUCCGAAUAUAAAAUCAAUCUAUAUUAAAAUUAGUGAUAUCCAAGAAAGUGAUAACAUAUCUCCACUUACUAUAUCACCCAAACACAUUAAAGACGUCGAUUAUUCAGAUUUUGAAAGUACUGAAAGUGAAAAAGUGGUUCAUAUCCCACCGUUAAAGCAUACAACGAUUCGGAAUGAUAUGGAUUUUGAUAAAUUAGCAACGAAGCGUCAUCAUGUACCAGAAGUUUCAUAUAAAAAUGAGUUUUCUGAUGCCGAAUUAGAAAGGGGUGAAAAUGUAGCAGUUACAGGUGAUGAAUACGAUGAGUUGAAAACAACCAAGAAUUAUGUAUCAUCAUCUACGCCGUCAUCAAGUAAUAAUGCCGAAUAUGAUGAUUAUGGAUCAUCAACUGGUGGAAAUGAUUAUGAGAAUUUUAUGAACAUUAAUUAUAAUAAAAAUGAUAUUCCUUCUUAUGAAGAUGACAGCAAUGAUUUGCUAAAAAAAUCGAAAAAAAUCAAAAACAGCGGUUGUAACGGUCCUUGUGAACCGCCAUCAAAUGAUUAUGAAGUUGAAAUCCCAUCUUCUAGUACAUGUUCGGGAUCAGCUUCUCCUUGUGGAAGUUCAUGUAACUUGAAUAAGAGCCCCUGUGGUACAGAUCCUUGUUCAAAUAAAGGGCCUUGCGGAACGCAAAAAAAUCCUUGUCCCUCACAAAAAAAUCAAUGUACUGAAAAAGUCUUAAAUAUGUUUGGUUCAAACGAUGAUAGUUUAACGCAAAAUUUUCAAAUGAAUAAUUUACGACCUUAUACCGGAAAUCAUCCAAAUUGGAACAGUUAUUACAACAAACGCCCACAACCUUCAAAUGAUCAAUCCUUUGAUCCAUACAAAUUUGAUUACGACGAAGCACGGCAAGCCCAUAAAUUUUAUUCGAGCAAUAACUACAAAUCUAACGAAAAAACAAUGCCAAAAGGCGAAUGGUUUUCAACUAAACGACCAGAUGGUUUGAUUGAUGACGAGAUUUUUAACUCAGAAAAUGACAAAAAGCAGCAAACAGCUUCUGUUCAAGAAAAUAAUUUACUACGUCAUUUAAAACAACAUAAAACAUACGAAGGAACGUCAAAAUCAACAUUAUCUUCAAACACUAAUGAUUAUGGAUUAAGUGAUUUAUCAACUCGGCCCGAUAAACGAAAUAAUAAGAAACAACGCAGUAGUAUCAAAAUUGAAGAUGAUGAAGAUUAUAAUAAUGAUAUGUUUGUUUCAACGGACAUUAUUUCAGUUGCUUCAAAAAAUAAUGGGAAAUCUCCAAAUAGACGCGAUAACAAUGAUAAUAAGGAAAAUAACAGUAGAGUUGUAAAAGAUGUAAAAAAGAAACAGCAAAGAAGGCAGGCUACAACAUCGAGUCACUCAAAAUCUAAAAGGAAGAAUAAAACUUGAAAAAUAAUUUAAUUUUAAGAAGAAAGAGAAUAUUGGGUAGCUCAAGUAAUGUUUAGAAUAAUUGUUGUAGGAAUAAGAAAAGAUUUUCUUUGUUAAUAUAACUCGUGGAAUAUA